AUGCUUUCGCGCAUCUCAAGCAACCCAGCCCUCUCCUCCAAGAUCACAGAGAUGCGACUCCGCCUUUCGCCCCUCGUACGCAUCACCACCGGCACUGUUCACCCCGCCUUCCCUCCAACGGUCCUACACUACUGGCUUCUCGUGGAGUCAGAUCUAGAUGACCUGGCCCACUUCUACCACCAGCGCACACCUUCUGUCUGGACAACUCAGUACCCUCAAAUCAUGGGAUGGAGAAGCAAUUUGACGUUGGAGGAAAAGCGGAGGAAGUGGGGGAAAUUCAUCGGUUUGCGAGGAUGUGCGACUCCACAAGAUGCCAAGACGGCCGACGAGAUGUGGGAGGAGGCAAGGAGGGAGAAGUUAAGGGCAGAGGAUGAGAUGAGGAGGAAGAGGCACUGGUAUUGA
This is a messenger RNA of Pseudogymnoascus destructans, 402 nucleotides long. RefSeq lists its product as uncharacterized. The transcript has a single exon. Lineage: Eukaryota; Fungi; Ascomycota; Leotiomycetes; Thelebolales; Thelebolaceae. The coding region runs from base 1 to 402 and encodes 133 amino acids. The record is from RefSeq and is a predicted model, not a curated record.